Messenger RNA from Penicillium mononematosum, 924 nucleotides. Its product is annotated as phosphotransferase family protein. The record is from RefSeq and is a predicted model, not a curated record. The transcript has a single exon. Lineage: Eukaryota; Fungi; Ascomycota; Eurotiomycetes; Eurotiales; Aspergillaceae. The coding region runs from base 1 to 924 and encodes 307 amino acids.
AUGACAUGGGUCCGUCAGAAUACCACCAUUCCCAUCCCCGCCAUCAUUCGCUACGAUUCAACCGACGAUAAUAUCAUCGGUCAUAAAUUCACUCUCCUUAACAAGGUUCCCGGGAAGAGUAUCGAUCAGAUUUACCAUACUCUGUCAAUCGAACUCCGGUCCAAGAUCGUCCACCAACUGACCGACUAUCUGAUCGAGCUUCAUGCGCACCCCUGGGACGGUUAUGUCGGGGGAUUGACUCUCACCAAUGGAGAAAUCACACCGGGUCCUCCAAUUGAUGAGAAUUUCUGGCAAGUGCCCGAUCUAGAGAACUAUUGGGCGGGGUCUGAGUCCCUGGAAUCGUUGAAUCCGAUUCCUUCACAAGGUUUUUCUAGUUUUGCGGCCUUUACCGUCGCCUGUCUCAAUCCCUACAUCUACGCUAUUGAAAAACAUCCGUCGCUGGAAUCCUAUAGAGAUCUAAUUCCGAGGAUUCACGCCUUCGCUACUGCUAUUCAGGACAAUGUCGAACAGCUUAAUCAGGUCGUCUAUGUCCUCGCACAUAAGGAUCUCCAUUUUGCAAAUAUAAUGUGUGACCCCGACCAUCCCGACUAUCCCAUUACCGCUAUUCUGGACUGGGAGUUCAGCGGUGUAUUGCCCGCACCUCGCUGGAACCCACCUCGAGCCUUUUUAUGGAAUAUGAAAUGGUCCCCCGAGGAUAAAGAGGAGCAGACCCGGAUGGAAGAGCUCUUUGAAUCCAUCUGUCGUGAAAAUGGGACAGGGAAGACCCUACAAGAUAUGGAGUUGAAUCCACUUCAAAACUCCAUGCAAACUGCUGUGAAUCAUAUUCGUGCUAUUGAGGAAGUCUGUCCCCGCGGCCAGGCCCAAGACCGAGUUUCCCACUGGCGUGGGGUGGCUGAGGCCGCGAUGGAGGUGUUUGGAGUUUAG